AUGGACGCUAUGCUGGCUCUUGCUGGAUCUCAUCUUGCCGUUCAAGUUGAGAAUCCACAGACUGCCCUCGCAGUGCAACAUCGACAAAAGGCCAUCGUUGGCCUCGAGGAUGCCUUCGCCAAUUGGCCCCCGACAGCUGAGGAAUCGUACAUCAUGUUAGCAACCUCUUACUUGCUAUGCUUCCAGUCAAGCUAUAUAAGUGACGGCUUUCUCGAACACUUUUUAUCUUUGCGGGGAUGCUCAUUCCUCUCUCAGCUUAUCAUAGACGAGGGUUUCAGCAGCCCUUUCUCCACACAGAAAGGCUUGAGCAUGAUAGCCAUGGACACAGCAUUUACCAAAUGUCCUGAAGUCGACCAGGAACUUUUGCAACAGGCUCUACUGUCUUUGAAAGCCCUUUCUGGUGCAAUGACCGGAACUGGUGUACAUCCCAUCGAGAAGGCCAUUGUCGGCCAGCUCGCCGAAACACUUCGACUCCUGCUGCAUUCAGACCUGGAAAAAGAAACCGAUGAACUUCCAAAACGUCGUGACUCGAUGUUGGAUCUCUUCCCGUUCGCCAACCCGAUCUUACCACAAGGAUUCGGGCUCGCCUUUGACAGCAUCGACUGGGAAAACGUUACGGAUCCACUCCCUGGCGCUCCGUACCCCAUUCGGUCUUUUGCAGCUAUGAUGGUCAUCCUCACGAUCUUCUCAACCUGGCCACAUGAAGCACUCAUGCGCAUGUUUGACCGCACAAAUCAGCUUGGCAACGUCAUCAUGGCCCACUUUUGCGCCGUGCGAUUCGUCUUGUCCUCACUAGCUGCACCAAAAAUGGCCUUGAAAACCCCUACAAGGGCGACUGUUCAGUGGAAUGCCUUGAUCAUAGCUGCUGUAGACGAUGACAAAAGUGGAGAAUGGACGGAAUAUGUGGAAUGGCCAAGAAAGAUAUUACGAUGUAUGGAGGCUUGUUGUGCGAGACACAAAGGCUUUACCAUGGAAGACGUGCGCAAGGCCGCGAAGCUCCUCGCACUCAGAGAGGAGCUCGAGGCUGAACUCGAGCGUCACGUCGCGCUCAGAACAAUCAGAUUCAAUCGGGUGCGCGCGGGUACUUACGACGAAGGAACUGUCGUGCAGGGUAUCCACAUCAUUGCAGCGGACAAGUGGGAUAUGGUUAUCUGCGGAAUGGAAAUUGCGGGUGGGUGGCGAGAUGGGCAUUUUUGGGCUCGCAUUCGUGGAGCUGAUGAGUGGAUCAAGUUCGGAAGCCAGCUCGUCAUCAACGGCAAUGAUGUUACUGAAGAGGUGGUGAAGUCAGGUGGGCACGUGGAUCUCCAAUGGGCAGAGACAGAGACACCACCAGAGUACAGACAAGACGCAGAGAGCAUCGGGAUAUAG
Molecule: messenger RNA, 1368 nt
Organism: Alternaria triticimaculans
Lineage: Eukaryota; Fungi; Ascomycota; Dothideomycetes; Pleosporales; Pleosporaceae
Exons: 3
Coding region: 1-1368 (455 amino acids)
Source: RefSeq, a predicted model, not a curated record